AUGAACGAACGCAUGCUCUUGUUUUUUCUCUGUAGUCUUAUUCUCUUUUUUUCCAUGUUUUGUUUCUAUCCGAAUCUGGUGAAUCGAUUGAGAGAGUUAUCUUCUCUUGAUAGUUUAUCGGAAGUCAUCGAGCACAUUGUAUGGAAAUCAAAACACCAAAAUAUUCACUUUUUGAUGGAGAUGUGUAUAUUUAUUGGCUGUGUGAUUGUGAUACCGUAUUUUCAUAUCGGAAAAACAUAUAGAGACGCUGUGGAGGGAAAAUUGGUGGGAUAUGGCUUAUUUCCAUUGUUAAGUUAUUGCAUCGGAAUGUAUUUUGAUUUGGGAGCAGGAUUCACGGAUGGUACAGUUGUGGUCCGGUCCAUUGCUCAGCAACAAAAACAAAUUCAAGCUUUAUACACUGAUUCCAGACAAGAUAUUUUGACUUUUUCAAAGCCUUUUUCUGUAUUUCAUGCGUGUUUACUCACUAACAUUCUAGCUUUAUAUUUUGAGGAUAAUUUGCAAAUUAUCAAAGUUUUAAUUUUCGGAACAUAUUCAGCAGCUUUGAGUAUUUAUUGGCCGAUUUCUUCAAAGUUUACUGCCCAAAUUUUGAAAAUAUCUGAUUUGAAAAUGGCCAUCACUCAUUUUGAUAUUGGAGUGUUGACGAGGUGGCUGAGCCCUCACGAGUUUUUCUCUUUAUUUAUUGUAGUCAUCAUUGGAUUUUUGGUGUUUGAAUCUACAUUUUCGGUGUGCAGAAAGUUUUCCCCUCACUCUUUCACAUUUGGAGAGAGUAUUAUUAUGAGCAAUGUGAUGAGUAUUUGUUUUUUGAGAUUGGUAGAUUUGUCUCUUAAUGCUCAUCUUCUCAUCGCAGAUGACGUUUCCAUGAUUGAAGCUUUCAUAGAAUUAAUGGUCUUAUCGACUGUAUUUUUCGGUGUGACUUGCUAUUUGGUAUUUGUCAAAUGGACUCGACGGAAAUAUAACACUACUACAAAUUAUGUAGCCUAUGCAGUCGCAUAUUAUUCGAUAGUUUUAACGUUCGUGACACAACGCGUGCUGUUACCAGAGGAGACAGCUCACUUAGUGAAGUUGGACGUGAAACAUCCAGUUCUGUGGUUGUUGGAGUUUAUCUUUCUCAAAGACAUUUAUCAUGUUUACUAUUUGGUGUAUUGGCUUGCCUGUAUUUUCAUAAUAUUUGUUAUCAUGAGUUUUUCAAGAGAAAUUCAAGUACCUAUUGAUACGUCAUCGCCACCAAGAAAUGACUCAUCCAAUGCCUCAAAGAAACAUCACACUACAACAUCCACGAAUGAAAAAUCUGAGAUCUCAAAAGACAUGGAAACAAAAACUCAUCGAGACAUGAUACUUCUCUUUGGAGACCGUAUUAGAGUUCCAAAAAUUAUUUAUCGAAAAUUUUUCCACAUUAUGGCAGUAAUUAUGUUUGUUCCUUGUACCAUUCAAAAACCACUGUUUAUGUGCCUCAGUUAUGCAGUCGCGGUUUGCUUAUUUUUACUCAUUGAGAGCUUUCGAGUUCAAUUUAUCACAGAGCACGAUAAUAACCAUGUAGCAAAGGCUCUUCACUUUUAUAUCAAGCAAUUCACAGAUAGUCGAGAUUCAGGUACCUUUAUUUUAACUCAUAUUUAUCUAUUAAUUGGGUGCAUGAUACCGACAUGUGUGGAAAUUUUCAGUCAUGAAACUACAAUCAAUUAUCAUAGGACACUCUCUGGCGUGCUAAUACUAGGCAUUGGAGACACCAUGGCUUCUAUAAUUGGAUUCAAUUUUGGAAAAACGAAAUGGAAUUAUCCUGCAAAUACUCGAAAAUCCAUUGAGGGAACUAUUGCAUCAUUUAUUUCUGUUUGUGCCAUUGCUUUUCUAGUAGUUCCAACACCUUCAUCGUCCAAGCUCGAAAUUCUAAGUUAUAUUUUCUGUGCAUUCUCUGCCAGUGUUCUUGAAGCUUACACCGUUCAAAUCGACAAUUUGAUCUUACCAAUAUUUUUCUACACGUUACUAUGCGCAUUCUCAACAGUAUAUACCAUUAAGAGCAAAUUAUUAGUUCCUAUUUGGAGAAGUGGAUGGUUUUAA
Molecule: messenger RNA, 2052 nt
Organism: Naegleria fowleri
Lineage: Eukaryota; Heterolobosea; Eutetramitea; Acrasida; Naegleriidae
Exons: 1
Coding region: 1-2052 (683 amino acids)
Biological process (GO): dolichyl monophosphate biosynthetic process
Cellular component (GO): endoplasmic reticulum membrane
Molecular function (GO): dolichol kinase activity
Source: RefSeq, a predicted model, not a curated record